Molecule: messenger RNA, 369 nt
Organism: Dibothriocephalus latus
Lineage: Eukaryota; Metazoa; Platyhelminthes; Cestoda; Diphyllobothriidea; Diphyllobothriidae
Source: the annotation of a GenBank genome assembly
AUGGAAGUUAAAGACCAACAAUUUGAAAAUCUCUGCAACAAUGCACUUGAGCUGCGUAACCAAAUAAAGGAAAGAAUCGAGAAGAAAGAGAGGAAACGGAAAAUGAAGAAACAAACCAGACCAAUACAGUGCAAAGGCUACUUGCAAGAGCUAAUGGCCAAGUUGGCUGAUGUCAGCUCAUCUCUUAGCCAACUCUAUCAAGACCCGAGGGACGUAUCCUCCGCUGAUGAUUAUAUGAGGUUUUCGAAUUACCUUCGAGACGGUCUACAGUACACACUUGAGCAAAUAACAAAGUUCCUUGAAGGAUCAUCAAAAAAUUUUGAAUCCUCUCAGCUGAGUGCCUUUAUAACAAAGCUUCAUCAUAUGUAA